This is a messenger RNA of Strongylus vulgaris, 363 nucleotides long. Lineage: Eukaryota; Metazoa; Nematoda; Chromadorea; Rhabditida; Strongylidae. The record is from the annotation of a GenBank genome assembly.
AUGUUCACAUACGCUGUUGUCGCAUUCGCCGUAUUUGCUGCAUCCGAUGCAUUCGGUUUUGGUUUGCUUGGAGGAGGAUCAAGCAGUUGCUGCCCUGCUCCCGCUCCAGCAGCAUCUUGCUGCCCAGCGCCCGCUCCCUGUUGCCCAGCACCUGCUCCAGCACCAGCUCCAUGUUGCCCUCCACCUACAUCAUCUUGCGGUAAUGGAGGUAGCAGCGGUGGAUGCGGUGGAGGCUCAUCCGGUGGAUCCUACCCAGUUGCUCCACCACCAGCUUACCCAGUUCCUCCACCACCAUCUUACCCAUCUGCCCCAUCUGGUGGUUACCCUACUUCAUCUGGAGGCGGCUACGCUACUGGCAAGUAA